CCUGCGCCCGGGGCCCGGCUCCGGCUCCUCGCCGCCGCCGCCCUGGCCGGCCUGGCCGUCAUCAGCCGAGGGCUGCUGUCACAGAGCCUGGAGUUCAGCUCCCCCGCCGACAACUACACCGUGUGUGAAGGCGACAAUGCCACCCUCAGCUGCUUCAUUGAUGAGCAUGUGACCCGAGUGGCCUGGCUGAACCGCUCCAACAUCCUGUACGCUGGCAAUGACCGCUGGACCAGUGACCCCCGUGUUCGGCUGCUCAUUAACACACCCGAGGAGUUCUCCAUCCUCAUCACGCAGGUGGGGCUGGGUGACGAGGGCCUCUACACCUGCUCCUUCCAGACCCGCCACCAGCCGUACACCACUCAGGUCUACCUCAUCGUCCAUGUCCCUGCCCGCAUUGUGAACAUCUCCUCGCCUGUGACGGUGAACGAGGGAGGCAGUGUGAAUCUGCUCUGUCUGGCCGUGGGGCGACCAGAGCCAACCGUCACCUGGAGGCAGCUCCGAGACGGCUUCACCUCGGAGGGCGAGAUCCUUGAGAUUUCCGACAUCCAGCGGGGCCAGGCGGGGGAGUACGAGUGCGUGACCCACAACGGGGUGAACUCGGCGCCCGACAGCCGCCGCGUGCUGGUCACAGUCAACUAUCCCCCGACCAUCACGGACGUGACCAGCGCGCGCACAGCCCUGGGCCGGGCCGCGCUCCUGCGCUGCGAAGCCAUGGCGGUGCCGCCCGCGGACUUCCAGUGGUACAAGGACGACAGACUGCUGAGCAGCGGCGCGGCCGAGGGCCUGAAGGUGCAGACCGAGCGCACUCGCUCCAUGCUCCUCUUCGCCAACGUGAGCGCCCGGCACUACGGGAACUACACGUGUCGCGCCGCCAACCGCCUCGGAGCGUCCAGCGCCUCCAUGCGGCUCCUGCGCCCCGGAUCCCUGGAGAACUCAGCCCCGAGGCCCCCGGGGCCACUGGCCCUCCUCUCCGCCCUGGGCUGGUUGUGGUGGAGAAUGUAGUCUCGGCCAGUGCGGUGGGGCGCCUCCCCCAGGGGGCCUCAGGCCAGAGCAAGAGGAGGAGGGGGAGCAAGCGCCGUGGGUCUCGAGGGGGCAGAAGAGCUCUCAGUCACUGAGGAAGAGGAGGAGGAGGAAAGAUCUUUAGAGAACCCAUCACUGUGAGGGAUAACGCAAAAUUAUGCAUCUUUCUACAGCCAUUCUCGCCACCCGUUCACCGUUCCGAUUGUGACCCACCCCGGUCGCCCCGCACCCCUCCCUCAGCUCAGGCUGCUCACUGGCUCGUGUGUGUGUGUGUGUGUGUGUGUCCGAGUCCGCACGUGUGUGUGUGUGUGUGUCCGAGUCCGCACGUCUGUGUGUAUGUGUAGGAGUGGGCCGGGCAGGGGAGCACGAUCCCCCCACGUCCCCCGCCCGACCCUGCCGGCCUGCCCUCUGGUUGGAGGUAGGUGUGGGCGCUUCCGGCGGAAGUGAGACUAGAAUGCGCCCUCCCGCGCAUGCACGCACCGACCCCACCCCAUCCCACGUCGUCCAGCUGCACCUCGGACAGGUGGGGAGUGGGGGGAGCUGUCACCGUCCAGUCAUCCAGCCUUUGUGUCUAGGUGGGGACCUCCUCCGUGGCUCCCAUGGUUCUGUCCCUCCCUGCUGUACACCAGCUGCCUGCAGCCAGAGCCCCCAUUGCUGGCGCAGUGGCCUGAGACCUACCCACGUCCCUCUCCGUCCCCACCCUGUACUUUCUGGCCCCCUCCCGGGCCAAUCGGUGCUUCCAUCCAACUGUCAGGCUGGUGGCCGUAGCCGCCUGCCUGUCCCAGUGCUCUGCCCUCCCCGGCCAUCUGCAGCACCAACCAGCUGCCCCUGGGCCCCUGCAGUUGUCCCACAGGCGUGGGCUCCCCGGCCCCUCCACACACUGGACCCCCAGAGGCUGAGCUGACCGUCCUCACACACGCGUACACACACACACACCCGUGACUGUGACCAGCAAUAGGCCCUGGCUCCGGCUGCCUUGUGGCUGGUGCCCAGCCAUGGUGUCCCCAAAGUGGGCACUGUCUUCAGGAAGGGACGUUGUGAGACUGUGGCCUCAGCUCUGAUGGCCGGAACACCCAGCCCUGGUACCCCGCACCACACAGAGCAGGGGGGAGAGCUGGUGCACUGACACCCUGAGCCACUGAGCCCGGACGAAGUCGCUGUGUCACCAGCCCCGACUCCCGAGACCCUGUAUAACCAUCCACCCCACCCGGAGCGUGAAGAGGGCAGAGGGGGGUACGGGGCAGUGACUGUACCUCAGACGGGGGCGUGGGCCCCAUCCCACAUUGUCUUCCAUUCCCAGGGUCCAGGGGACCGGGUGGGGUGGGGGAGGGGCGCAGGGAGGGGGGCGGGGGGCCCUGGGGGCCGUGUGUUCCAAUUCAUGGGGAGUGUUGAGACCACCACACCAAUAAACGCCUUUUUCCAAAGUCUCUGCUUACAGAUGUCCGUGUGGUUGAGGAGUCGGGUAAGUGGAGUCCCAAGCGGGCCUGCCCCCGUUUCUCUCUGGUAGAUUUGGAAUUGGCCCCUUAGAGAGCUGGUCCCUCAGUGGCUUAAGCCACUCAGCAGUGCUUCUUCCCACCGUGAUUGGUUCAGAUAUACUUGACCGGGCCAAUGAGAGGGCGCCCUUCUGCGGGUGGCCGGCUCCGAGACAGCAGCUGCUGUCUGCCGGGUGGAGAGACGAGUCCGUGGGGCCAGCAGCGGCCGGGAAGACGCGUGUGGCGGCUGAGACUGAGCUGCACCGCAGAACGCAGAGUGGAAGGGCUGAGACUGAGUCUCUGGGGACCUGAUUUGAGCAGCUGGAUCGAAGUGUACCUGAUGCUGUCCUUCACUUACACAAGCAAUAAAGUCUCGUGUGUGUA
Heterocephalus glaber (naked mole-rat) is the source of this 2876-nucleotide messenger RNA. RefSeq names its product IgLON family member 5 (gene Iglon5). Lineage: Eukaryota; Metazoa; Chordata; Mammalia; Rodentia; Bathyergidae. The record is from RefSeq and is a predicted model, not a curated record.